AUGGCAGAAGGAUAUCUUUGUCCAUUUCAAGAUGCCGUUCUAAUGGAAGAUGUUGGGAAUAAGUUUUUUCAACUUUUGUUGCAAUAUUCCUUGCUGCAAGAUGUGAAGCUAGAUGAGCACAGUAAUAUAACACACUGUAAGAUGCAUGAUCUUGUGCAUGAUUUGGCUGGAGAUAUUUUAAAAUCUAAAUUAUUUGAUCAAAAGGGCGUCAAAGGAGAAAAUCUUUCUCAAGUGCGAUACUUUGGAUGGGACUCACCAAGGGAUCAAAUAGAUAAGAUAAAUGAGCCAGGACGUUUGUACACAUUGUUCUGGAGAUGCAAUUCUGUACCUGAAGAUGUGUUAUUAAGUUUUAAGUUCUUGAGAGUUUUAAAUUUGUCCAAGUCAGGGAUGUGGGAGUUGACAGCUUCAGUUGGCAAGCUAAUACAUUUGAGAUAUCUUGAUCUCUCUGACACUAAUAUCAAAGCUUUGCCUGACUCCAUAUGCAAGCUCUACAAUUUGCAAACGUUACGAGUCAAUAACUGUUAUUAUCUUGAGGAACUUCCGGAUGAGAUGGGAAAUAUGAUAAGUUUGAGACACAUAUAUUGCACACCUCUUCAUAAUAAGCAUUUUCGGAUGCCAUUUAACAUGGGGAAAUUGACUUGUCUUCAGACCCUACAGUAUUUCGAGGUGGGUAUAGAGCAAGGUCGUCAAUUAGUAGAAUUAGGUCAUUUGGAAAACCUUAGAGGUGAAUUGACAAUCAGAGGUCUCCAAUUAGUUGUUAAUAAGGAAGAAGCUCAAACAACAUAUCUACAGGAGAAACCAAACAUCUACAAGCUGGCAUAUUUAUGGUCCCAUGAUGAACCAGAAGGAUGUGAAACUAAUGAUGAGCAUGUGUUGGAUGGCCUUCAACCGCAUCCGAACUUGAAAACCUUAGAAGUGGAGGAGUAUUUAGGGACUAGAUUUCCUUCAUGGUUCAGUGAAAAAUUUCUACCAAAUUUAGUCAAGUUAAAGUUAAUUGAUUGCAAAAGGUGCACAAAAAUUCCAUUGCUUGGCCAACUGAAAUUCCUUCGGCAUCUUGAGCUGGUAGGGUUCCAUAAGGUGGAGUGUAUUGGAACUACAUUUUAUGCGAUUGAUGGUAACAAUAAUGGAAAUAUCCAAGUGUUCCCGUCAUUGAAAGAACUAGUAUUGGAGGAUAUGCCUAGCCUUAUUGAGUGGAAGGGAGUGGAAUUGAUACCAACAACAAAUGGUGGUAGAGAUGAAGUAAUUGGAGUAAGAAUGUUCCCUGGGCUUGAGAAGCUGAGGAUUACAAAGUGUCCAUUGCUAAAAAGUACUCCAAAUCAAUUUGAAAUCCUACGUGAAUUAAUAAUUGAAGGAGUUGACAGUGGAAUGCCAUUGUUGAACUUGUGCAGCAACUUGACAUCUCUAGUAAAACUUGAUCUCAGUGAUGUGAAAGAGCUCACUUGUCUUCCAGAUGAAAUUCUACGCAACAAUGUUUCUCUUCAAUUCCUGUCAGUCUCAGACUGUGGAGAGUUUCGUGAAUUUCCACAAAGCUUGUACAAUCUCCAUUCUCUUAAGAGCUUAGAAAUAUCCUUCUGCACCAAUUUCAGUUCCUUUCCUGUUCCAAGUGGAGAGAAUUAUUUGACUUCCCUUCAAAGUCUUCAGUUAUUUUGUUGUGAUGAACUGACCAUUUUACCAAGUGGAAUGGUAGAGCAUUGUCGGUCUCUGGAGACCUUGUUGGUCAGCUACUGUAACAACUUAGUUUCCUUUCCUUUACAUGUGUGGGAAAUGCCUUCACUUUCAGAUUUGGAUAUAUCAGAAUGUCCAAAAUUGAUUAGUGUACCCGCAGGGGGACUUCACCGUCUCACCGGGUUAAGGGCAUUGUGUAUUGGUCCUUUCUCAGAGAUGGUGGAUUUUGAGGCAUUCCAAUUGAUAUUUAAUGGCAUUCAGCAGUUGUUGUCCUUUCGUAGAUUGUAUGUGUACGGACGUUUGCACUGGGAUUCUCUGCCCUAUCAGCUUAUGCAACUCUCUUUCCUAACUCAUAUCCGAAUAUAUGACUUUGGAAUCAAGGCUAUUCCUCAUACACUUGGAAAUCUUACUUCUCUUGAAACAUUAGAGCUAAGGAGCUGCAAACGGCUACAACAUGUGGACUUGUUACAUGUCAUGCCCAAAUUGCGGUAUUUGUGGAUAGAUGAUUGUCCAUUGUUAGAAGCUCUGAUGGAUGGAAUCGUCAACCUUAUUUCUUUGGAAGUGUUAACUUUAUCAAAGUGCGAAAAACUAAAGCAUCUGCCAUCCAGAGAUGUCAUGCAACGCCUCACCAAAUUAUGGAGCCUGCAAAUUGAAGGCUGCCCACAGUUAAAAGAAAGUUGCACCAAACUGUCAGUGGUUCAAGAUUUCUCAUCUUCGAGUAAUUAA
This is a messenger RNA of Solanum tuberosum (potato), 2391 nucleotides long. RefSeq names its product putative disease resistance protein RGA4. The transcript has a single exon. The coding region runs from base 1 to 2391 and encodes 796 amino acids. NCBI's taxonomy places the organism in Eukaryota, Viridiplantae, Streptophyta, Magnoliopsida, Solanales, Solanaceae. The record is from RefSeq and is a predicted model, not a curated record.